Messenger RNA from Staurois parvus, 353 nucleotides. The record is from the annotation of a GenBank genome assembly. Lineage: Eukaryota; Metazoa; Chordata; Amphibia; Anura; Ranidae.
UGCCCGCUGGCAAGCCAAAUGACCUGAUGCCUGGUGACCCAGUGCCCGCUGUCAUACCUGUUGACUCGGUGCCCGCAGUCUUGCCAGAUGACUCGGUGCCCACUGUCGUGCCUGGUGAUUCGAUGCCCGCCGCUUCGUCUGGGGGCCCGAGACCUGUUGCUCCGCCUGAGGGCCCGAGACCUGUCGCUCCAUCUGGAGGUCCGGCGCCCGCCGCUCCGCCUGAGGGCCCGAGACCUGUAACUCUGCCUGGGGGUCCCGGCACCCGCCCGCCUCGCCUGGGGGCCCGAUGCCUGUCACCCCGCCUGGGGGCCCGAUGCCUGUCGCCCCGCCUGGGGGCCCGAUGCCUGUCGCCC